Molecule: messenger RNA, 507 nt
Organism: Pleuronectes platessa (European plaice)
Lineage: Eukaryota; Metazoa; Chordata; Actinopteri; Pleuronectiformes; Pleuronectidae
Gene: ntmt2
Product: N-terminal Xaa-Pro-Lys N-methyltransferase
Exons: 2
Coding region: 91-507 (138 amino acids)
Biological process (GO): N-terminal protein amino acid methylation
Cellular component (GO): cytoplasm
Molecular function (GO): N-terminal protein N-methyltransferase activity
Source: RefSeq, a predicted model, not a curated record
CCAGGUAAGGCCGGAACGCACUGCGCCCUGGACUGCGGCUCCGGGAUCGGGCGCGUGACCAAAGGCGUCCUCCUGCCUGUGUUUGAGAAGAUGGAAAUGGCGGACAUGAUGGAGCACUUCCUGCUGCACGCGCACGAGGAGUACCUGGGAGACGACGCCGACCGCAUCGAGACGUACUACUGCUACAACCUGCAGGAGUUCACCCCCCCGAAGAACAAGUACGACGUCAUCUGGAUGCAGUGGGUGGCCUGUCACCUGACAGACAAGGACCUCAUGAACUUCCUGUUUCGCUGUAAGAAGAGCCUGCGUCCAAACGGCGUCAUCAUAAUGAAGGACAACAUGGCGCGGCAGGGCUGCAAGCUGGACUCCAUCGACAGCACCAUCAGCCGCCACCUGGACAUCAUGAAGUGCAUCAUCGCCAAGGCCGGCCUGGAGGUGCUGGAGGUGGAGCUGCAGGAAGGAUUCCCUGAGAUCAUCAUGCCCGUCUGGAUGAUCGCCAUGAAAUAG